Molecule: messenger RNA, 5220 nt
Organism: Spodoptera frugiperda (fall armyworm)
Lineage: Eukaryota; Metazoa; Arthropoda; Insecta; Lepidoptera; Noctuidae
Exons: 2
Coding region: 2581-4899 (772 amino acids)
Source: RefSeq, a predicted model, not a curated record
GCAGUCGGGUUUUUUAAUUUUUGACUAUAAAAGGUUAAUUCAGUGGUUAGUUGCGAUUAUGAACUACUUAAAUAACUACAGUGAAUACUGUCGUGAAUUCGUGAUCCUCUUGACGUGGCUCUUUGUUGGCCAACCUUACAUGUUGUUGUAUAAGUCUCCUUAUAAAGUUCUUCCAAGUGCUUGACUCAAUAUAUAUAAGAGAAAACUUGGACAUAUUUACCGAUGGUGCAAGGCAGGCAGAGGCCAUGUAAUCGUUGCCGAUGUGCGACGCUUUUGUGAAAACACGUUCAUUGUAUGUCAUGUCUAAUUGUCUAUAGGUAUUGUCUAUUCCAGUACAGAAUAAAGUAAGCGCCAUUUAUUGACUGAGGCGCCAUCUAUAUGUCAAUUUAGCCUUACCAAAAGGAUAUAUUAAUUAUAGCAAUAUCGCACUUCAAUGUGAUUUUUUGACGCGGUCUUCCAAAUUCGCGUAAAAUUACUUCAUGGAAAAAAUGUGAGAUAUACCAACAAUUAUGUAGUUAGAUUUAUCUUUUAACUUUUGGAAUGGCCUACCAAAAAUGCGGCUAAUGUUUGUAAAUAUUGUAAAGGAAGAGCUAAGACUGAGGUCGUCGCACGAUGACAAGGAAUCAUGUAGACCUAAGUAGGUAGACAGACUGCUUUGUAUAGUGCAGUAUGAUAGUGUUGGUACAAAUAUUCGCGUUUGUUUGUUAUCUAUUUAUUUAACUGCGAGUUUGGUUGUAACUUCGAUUUAUACCUCAUGUACAGUAUUUAUAAUUUCUAUACUUAAAAACGAUGGCCGUUUUAUGAUAAACUUAUAUAGAUAUUCAGAAAUUGACAUGUAAUGUUAGUAUUCUCUUUAUUUAAGUUAAAGUGUUUCAAUGCAUUUACUAUUGUACUUUACAACUAAAGCCAAACACCGAUUAAGGCUUGUUAUUCCUUUUGUGGUCAUUCUGUAAGGGCGAAUGCGAUACUUAAUAUGCUUAAGCAGUGAUUUUACUAGUCACUAGUAAGUCCUCUUAAUCUUUUCUUAUCUUAUAGUUACUUGAGAUUGACAAUCGUCUAAAUCGCUAAAGGUAAACUUGAUUGGCCAACUCAUUGUCAUGUCCUAUCUCCUUUUUUAUAUAUCUCCGUGCAUGUCACGGAUGUCGAAGAGUUACUAAGGGAAUUCUUAAUGAAUAGGCUUAAGAAUGUCCAAACCUUCACGGAAAAUGUUGUUAUAUGCCCCUAUCAAUAACGAAUACCAUAAGAAAACCCUCAUGCGUAUCUGGUUAUUCUUUGUUUUUCAAACUUGAAGUGAAAUAAGGCAGUGGACCUGGCAAUGUGUAUUGCACUUCGGAAAUUAAUUUUCUUCUCUCAAAUUCUAUUUAACUACUGUUUCACGCAAUAUGUGUAUUCUGUCUGUUAUCUAGGAAAGUGGCUUUAUUACUUGCAUGGUUUCAAAUGCUAAAACUAAGAAUUGGAACGAAAUUUCUGCAACCAUCAGUUGUUGCAACAGUACAACAUAAACAUAUCUGAAUAGCUACAAACUAACUGUACAGAAAAUAAAUGAUUUGAUUCAGGAUGAACAACUGGAGCUCAAAAUAACGUCAGUUACUGCGCACCGUCUGACAAUAGAUCGGUUUUUCUUCAGCGCUUUCGCCCCGUUGAUUGCAUUUUGUUGCAGGCUUAACAAAGGUUAGCAAUAUUACGAUAUGUCACAUGCAUGACAUGUCACCCUUAGCUUUCCAAAAUCAAUAGAACCGUAUGUUCUUUGUUUUAUAUUUUGAUGCGCGGUUCGGGUCUGGGCCUUUGUUACAGGGCCUUAUAAUUUACCUGUGCAGUUUUAACUGUACAGUUAAUAAAUCGUAAGGUUGUUUGAAGCUACGACUUAACUGUACAUUUAAUACUGCACAGUCAAAUCAUCAUUAGGUACUCAGAAUUGGGUAGUUUCCUCAGUCAAAAAUAUGUUGUUUCGACUUUUCAAUGCAAUAAAAUAUUCAAAAAUAAUUACACUUUCAUGUAUAGAUUACAAGGUCUAUUUAAUUUUCGUCUUAUUCUAGCAAUUUUUGAAAUAAGUCUGCUGUAUGAAGUAAAAUUCUGAUGACGUUAUAACGCACUAUUUCAUACAAAAUUAAUAGAAAAUAUCGUUCAUCACGUUUCGAAAAAAGUAUUGAAAUAUUGACUUGUAAGAAACUACCCUAAUUGAGCCAUGUUAUGCAAUAACCUGUUAACCCACAAAAAUAUGAAUUUUAAGUUAACGCCAUCUAGCUUUUGUAGGCUGUCUCCUGAACCCUUCAAAAAAUGUUGAGGCAUGUACUAAAUUUAUAAAAACGCCAUCUAGCAAAAAUAUGUUCCUGCAGUUUGCGGAACUAGUCUUCAACAAUUUUGCAAUAAUCGAUUACAAACCUGUCACGACACGCGCGCUUUUCUUCUGUGACAAUUACUUUUAAAAUUUUGUUUUCGUUGAAUAAGGGGCCUUUCAGUGAAAUUUUAUGUAAGUGUAGUAUUGUGUAAUAUUCAUUAAACUGUGGGUUGUGUGAAUUUCAUCAUUUUACAAGAGUUUUUAAGUACCUACUUGUUGCAACAAGGCACAAGGUAUAUAACAUGAACUCUAGGGCACAGAAGCUUGUCGCAAUGGCUCGUGACGAGCAUUUAUGUAAUAAAAACGAUGAAAAAGAAGAAUCUGAAGAAGAAGAAUCUUCCUACAAUGGAGCCGUAACAACUUUAGCACAGUUGAAACAGGAUUUACAUCUUAAGCGUCAUAAUACUGCUUCACGUUCGUUAACUUAUAAACAUUUUGAGCGUGACUUAAGCUAUAAUGAUUUAAAUGUAAGUAAUAUAGAAGAGUCUAUAGAUACUUCUCAGUUAAUACAUCUGGAUGAUUUAGACAUUGUUCCUAACAACCUUUCUAGUAUGUUUAAUGAUUACGAUGACGAAGGAAACGAAAUUAUCGCGGAAAUAGAAGUAGUAACUUCUAAUACUGAUAACGUUGUUCAAGAUUCCAUAGAUAUGUCUGCAACACAACUGACUGAAAAUGAUAAUCAAUCGAACAUUUUAAACUGUAUCGAACAACCACAAUCAAGUCGUGAGAAUGCGCAGCAAUUAGAGAGAAAUAAUAUCGGUAGACCCAAGCGCGGAAGAAAAAGAAAAGUAGAAGACCAGCCUAGAAAAGAGCGAAAACGAAGAGCCAAUGUAAACGAAAAGUAUAUCAGUGCGAAAGGAAAAGAAGUAUUACCAAAAGAAUUCGACAGUACAUACCAUUGUGAUUGCAAAAAGAAAUGCACAACGAUCUUGUCAGUUGAUAGCCGGAAACAAGUAUUUGAUCAAUUUUGGUCUCUUGGGUCAUUCGAAGGUCGAUGUGCUUUCAUUUGUGGUAAAGUAACACAAACUCAUAAAGCUAGGACGUAUACUUCGUCAAAUUCAAAGAGAAUAUAUUCACGAAAAUAUAUGCUUUGUGAUACCGAAAUAUGCAAACAAACGUUUUUGAAAACCUUAGGUAUUUGUCAAAGUAGAAUCGAUGUAGCGAUGCAGAAAAAUAAUAGAUCAUCUAAUUUCAAAGACAAUAGAGGAACAGCUAGUGGUGGCAAAAAUAAAAUCAAUGAAGAUGACAUUAAUCUAAUAGUGGGCCAUAUUGAUUCGUUUCCCAAAUAUAUUAGCCAUUAUUGUAGAGGUAAGACUGAUAGUCGUUAUUUGAAUACUGAACUCAACCUAUUAAAAAUGUACGAUUUAUUCAAAGCUAAAUAUCCGACAAAUGAAAACCUACCGAGUCUUGCAACUUAUAAGAAAAUAUUUUAUGAAAAAUUUAACCUCAGAUUUAAAGCCCCAAAAAGUGACACAUGUAAAACUUGUGACACUUUUGCAGCUAACAUAAAAUCAUUAACAGGCACAGAAGCUGAAGAAGCUAAAAAGCAACGAGAUUUGCAUAUUAAUAAAGCAUCAGAGCUUAGAAAGCAAAUGAAUGCAGAUCUGAAUUUGGCGUCAGAGAAAAAUACUGUAGAAACACUUACUUUUGAUAUGCAAAAAACCCAUCCACUUCCAAAAAUACCUACUAAUAUAGCUUAUUACAAACGGCAGCUAAAUUUGUAUAAUUUAGGGAUUUAUAUAGGAAGUAGCAAACGCUCAAUUUUUAACUUAUGGCUUGAAAAUGAAGGUGGAAAGGGUACUCAAGAAGUUGGAUCCUGCUUGCGAAAGUACAUUUUGAGUAACAUAAAAUCCCCAGUAACGGAUCUAAUCUUAUGGGCAGAUUCAUGUGGAGGCCAAAAUCGUAGUAUUAAGUUAGUUCUUAUGUUAAUACAUACCAUGCAACAUCACACAUCUUUACAAUCGAUUACAUUGCGGUUUCUUUUGUCAGGGCAUAGCUUCCUACCAAAUGAUGCCAAUUUUGGUGUUAUAGAAUCUCAGUUGAAAACGCAACAAAGGCUUUACACUCUAGAAGAUUAUGCAGAAAGUAUUCAGAAGUCAAAGAAGAAUAAGAAGUUUGAGGUUUCGAGAAUGAUACCCUCCGAUAUGCUCUCUGUCAGGCCACUAGAACAGGCUAUAACAAACAGAAAAGUUGACAGUGCCAAAAACAAAGUUAAUUGGUUGAAACUGCAUGAGAUAGUGAUAGAAAAACCAUUUCCCUAUAUUUUGAAAGUCAAAACUGAUAUUGCGCAAGAAGAUGCUCAGAUAGUUAAUCUUGAGAAGGCAGGGAAAGGCCGUAAGCCUGUGCUAAAGAAUAUUAAUUUGUCCGAAUGCUGGCCAAAUGGAAAGUCUUUGAGUGUAGAAAAAUUAAGAGAUCUAAAAGACUUAAUGAAACUGAUACCGAGAGACGCUAAACCAUUUUAUGAUUUCUUAAAACAUACUCCAGGUGUUUCUAUUGAUGAAGAUAUAGAUGGAUAUCAUGUUGAAGAUAUUGAACAGCUAUCAGAGGAUGGAGAAGACUGAUCUCUUAUUUUUGAUUAAUUAUUUACCGCUGUGAUUUCUUAUCGAUCUCAAUUUUGUUGAUUUUUUCAAGUUUAUAAUUAUGUUCGUAAGUUUGCUGCAUUUUUUGUUACCUUGUUCUACUUGUUCCACUGUUGGAAAAACGUCUCCCCCAUUUUCUUAAUGAUUUUUAUUAAUUAACAAUAAUAUGUCAAGGACUUGCAAAACAUUUUAGCACUUAAAAAUGCUCUGGUAAAAUUUUGCAAUAAACUAUUUGGGCUUAUAUGUUUAUUUCAAAAAUCUUAAUAUCUUGAUUGUAAUUUUGCAAUAAACAAUUCAUCAUUA